Entelurus aequoreus (snake pipefish) is the source of this 1976-nucleotide messenger RNA. Its product is annotated as angiopoietin-related protein 2-like. The transcript is spliced from 8 exons. NCBI's taxonomy places the organism in Eukaryota, Metazoa, Chordata, Actinopteri, Syngnathiformes, Syngnathidae. Bases 460 to 1881 code for a protein of 473 amino acids. The record is from RefSeq and is a predicted model, not a curated record.
ACGUGCCGGCGGCGGGAAGUUUUUUUAAUGAGCACCUGUGGAGUAAACUUGAAAGAAGUCCGCCAUCACGCCUCGUCUGCGUCUUUUAUGAUUAGACGAGACAACACAAAGCCAUUUUCAAGAAGUAUAUUUAAAGAGUAACUACAUCUUGUGAGAACAUCUCGGCCAACCCCGGAAGCUCGCUCAGCUGUCGAUGAAAUAUCCUUUGAGAGACGACCACCACCACCCGGACACAGGGAGGGUUGGAUGAGCUGCUGGCAAAACUUCCCAAGUUUCUAAAUAAUUUCCCUGGGAUUUGCAGAGCAUGUCAAGGAAUUGGGGGAGAACUUUCUGGUCGGUGUGAGAACUCUCCGGUUAUCAGUUCUACACAGCUUUGCAUCCCGGGAGAGAAGAGUUGUACUCUGGGUCAUAAAAAGGAAGAACGCUCAUAACAGCAAGAAGCAACCGCGUCUUCCAAAGAUGGAGCACACUCCAGCUGUGAUUCUUCUUCUGACGUUAAUGGUGGGCUCCAAAGGCGAGUUCAAAGACAAACAUCCCUCAAGUACCGCAGAGGGCAAAGGCAGCCGCUGCUCCUACACCUUCAUCGUGCCCCAGCAAAAACUAUCGGGGGCAUUAUGCUUGGAAACAAAGGCGGCCGCCAACCAGUCGGAGGUGGCUACUCUGCAGGCGGAGCUCAGACGGCAGCAGGAGCAGCUGGAGAGCCUGCAGGUCUUGCUGCAGCAGGAAGGUAGCUUGGCCAUGGAGGUGAGAGCCCUGCGCAAGGAGAGCAGCAGCAUGAACUCCCGCAUCGCUCAGCUCUACGGCCAGCUGCUGAUGGAGGUCUUACACAAGAAAGACCACGCUUUGGAGCAGCGCAGGGUGGAGAACCUCCUGCUGAACGCCACAACGCAUGCGCUGCAGGUGUCCAGCAACUUCAGGGAGCUGGAGAAGAAGUAUGGAGGCCUGACGGCCAUGAUGAGCUCUCACAGCCAUUUGAUCGCCCGCCUGGAGAAGCAGUGCCAAUGCAGAGACUGCGGUCAGUCUGACCAGGUGGUGGCGACCGACCCACCAAAAAUCCACCCCGCUGUGCCUCGUAAUGACAGCUCUGAAAUCAGUAACGAUCUUCAAAGGGACCAAAGUGCUCCCCUGCAGCAGGACAACCCCGUAGGAGUGCACUCCAAUGCUGUCACACCAGCCAUUCCUCCUACCGACCAUCCUGUCAUUAGCUUCCCUGUCACCAAGACGCCAGGGCCGUGGCGAGACUGCCAAAACGUCCUGGAAUCCGGCGAGACGACCAGCGGGAUCUACCUGCUGCGCCUGCAGAGUGCCAACCGGCUGGUGCAGGCCUGGUGUGAGCAGAACCAGGCUCAGGGAGGCUGGACCGUCUUCCAGAGGAGGCAGGACGGAUCUGUCAACUUCUUCAGGAACUGGGAGCAGUAUAAGCAAGGCUUUGGGAACCUGGACGGGGAGUACUGGCUAGGACUGGAGCACCUGUACUGGCUGACCAAACAAGCCCAGUACAAGCUGCGCGUGGUCCUGGAGGACUGGCAGGGCCGGCAGGUGUUCGCCGAGUAUGACAGCUUCCGGCUGGAGGCGGAGAGCGACUGGUAUCGACUGCGUUUGGGACAGUAUCGCGGCAACGCUGGCGAUUCUCUCUCCUGGCACAACAACAAGGCCUUCACCACUCUGGACCGGGACAAGGACAGCUACACAGGUAACUGUGCUCACUACCAGAAAGGAGGCUGGUGGUACCACACGUGCGCCCACUCCAACCUCAACGGCGUGUGGUAUCGGGGCGGUCACUAUCGCAGCCGCUACCAGGACGGCAUGUACUGGGCGGAGUUCCAUGGCGGCUCCUACUCCCUCAGGCGGGUCCUCAUGAUGGUCAAGCCCACUUCCUGAGCUGAGGUGAACACUGCUUUCAACAUGCUACAAAUACUUCCUUUUUAAGUUCAUGUUUUCUCAUUUGGACAUUUCAAUAAAAUCAUCCCCAAAAA